Eublepharis macularius is the source of this 3837-nucleotide messenger RNA. It is a transcript of the gene CDIN1, whose product is annotated as CDAN1 interacting nuclease 1. The record is from RefSeq and is a predicted model, not a curated record. Bases 152 to 1027 code for a protein of 291 amino acids. The transcript is spliced from 12 exons. Gene Ontology annotation, biological process: erythrocyte differentiation. Gene Ontology annotation, cellular component: cytoplasm; nucleus. NCBI's taxonomy places the organism in Eukaryota, Metazoa, Chordata, Lepidosauria, Squamata, Eublepharidae.
GGCCUCGGGGCAGAGGCUUUCCUCGGGGUUGGCGCGCUCUUUCCAUUCUUCUCCCUUCCCGCCCUCACGGAAGCCGUUCGCCCCUCAGCGGCCACCCCCGCGCGUUCUUUUCAAACUGCGCAGCUCCUCCUCCCGUGAGGGAGCGGGAAGCAUGAAGCUGAGCAAAUCCCAGUAUGAAGAGAUCGCCCAGUUCCUGGCCCACAUGCCCCCCACUAGGCAGAGCCUGAGGAAACUGAAGAACAGAUUCCCCAGUCAAUCGCAGUCCACUCUGCUGAGCAUCUUCUCCCAGGAGUACCAGAAACAAAUCAAAAGAACACAUGCCAAACAUCAUAGUCCAGAGGCAACUGAUGCUUAUUAUCAAAGGUACCUGAGUGGAGUGAGCAAAAAUGCAGCUUCUCCUGUGUUGUUGGAACUGGCCAAUGAGUUUCAGUGGAAUACAGCUGUGUGUUUGGAGGCUUGGACCCUACAGGUGAAUUUUGCUCCAUCACUAAUGGCUCGAAUUGUGCUGGAAAGAUUUCUACAGGAGCAAGAUGGAUUAACUUCUUCUAAAACUCUUAUAAACAGUAUGCUGCGGGACCCUUCUCAGAUUCCAGAUGGAGUUCUAGCAAAUCAGGUCUAUCAGUGUACUGUGAAUGACUAUUGUUAUGGACCGCUGGUGGACUGCAUCAAACACGCUAUUGGACAUGAACAUGAAGUCUUACUACAAGAAAUGCUUUUGAACAAAAAAAUACCUUUUUUAACUGAAGAUCAGCUACGUGCAAAGGGUUAUGACAAAACUCCAGACUUCAUAUUAGAAGUGCCAAUUGCUGUAGAAGGACAUAUCAUUCAUUGGAUCGAAAGCAAGGCCUCAUUUGGUGAUGAAUGCAGCCACCAGGCUUACCUUCAUGACCAGUUCUGGAGCUACUGGAACAGAUUUGGUCCUGGACUAGUUAUCUAUUGGUAUGGAUUUAUUGAGGAGUUGGACUGUCAUCGCAAUCGAGGUAUCCUGCUCAAAGAUUGCUUCCCUACGGAUAUAGUUACCCUUUAAGACAACAUGGCUGAGCAGCAAGGGUAGAGAGAAGUAAAAAAGGAAAAGGCAAAUCCAAAAGCAAUGUGACUUUUCUUCAGUAUAAACUACUGGCAACAUCUUCCCUGAACUUCGGUUGAACUUUCGCUGCCCAGAAUCACACUACUACUACUUUAGACAAACACAUGAAGGGUUUCUGUUUUACCUCAGCCCUCUGCUGAUGCAAGCAGCCAGAAAAUACAGACACAGCCCAAACAUUAUCAGCAUUUUUUGUCUCUGUCAAACAGUUUAUAGAUAGCCAUAAUCUUUCUUCCUUCCGGAUGGCUUCUCCUUGCACUUUGAACAAAAGAAGAAAUGUGGAGGCUAAAAGGUGUGGCUUUCAGUUUUCCUCUCUGUUAUGAAGUCACCUUUAAAAAAUGCCUUCUGUCAUACAAAAGCUUCUUCUGGUAAAUGUUAAAAUAUCCAUCCCAACACUCAAAUAAGAAAAUUGGUUAAUAUUACAUCUCUGUUCUUAAUGCUUAUACUGUGUGAAUCUAGUACAGCUCACUCAGAGGUAGAAAAUUAUGUCGUCUGGCAAUGCAUUGUUUUAAGUCUGAACUUCCUGGCUUUUGGGGCACAAAGCCAGACAGUUGACACUUUUAAUGUAAUUUUAAUGACUAACAUAAGUUACUUCAUUUUCUUUUGUUAGAAGCAAAAUCAUAUAAUGGGAGAAAUGUUUUUCUUUUUAAAAAAGACUUGUCAGACUUGAAAUUAAAACUUUAAAAUGUUUAUAGCAUAUAUUAAGGUGUAAUAAACUUUUUAGUACAGAUGCUUUAAAAUGAAACAUAGUGGAGCAUCAUUCGAGCUUGAGGCUUAUCUUGACAAUCUGUGUUUCAAAGAUAUUUUCAGUAGAAGUAUCUAAAACAAAUUAUUUCUUUGGAUAUUUUACUGUGGAGCUGAAAAUUAGAGCUUUGUGACUAGUCAAUAAUAUAUUAUUCAGUGAUCUGAAAACAGCACCUACUGUAAGUUACAAGGAUGGGAAAGAAGUUUUCUAAAAACAAAAUAAAUGUAUACAUCAAACAGACCAGAUGAACCCUAAACUGACAUUUCCAGGAUGUACCCAAUUUAAGAUUCCCUGUUCAUAAUCCUUCAGGUAUUGAACGUGGCUUGGAAUCUUAUAUAAGUUCUAUUCUUUCUUUGUCCUAGCAAAAACAAAGAGACUGCUUUACUAAUCCUCUUCUGUUCUUCAGUUAUGCCUUUUUUCUGAAUCCAGAUUUAUGUUCUGUAUUAGUACUGUCUCUCACAAGCAUUACCAUCAGAGCCGUAUUAGUCAUAAGGCGGGACUAGGCUGAAGCCUAGGAGCCCCGCAAGGACUAGGGGCCCGUCCAUGUUUUUUGCUGAGCCACACCCCCACAUAAAUUACAAUUAAUUGAUUCUCUUAUAUAACCUCUAUUAAUAAGAUAAUUAACUGCUUCCUUAUUGAAGUGAAACAAAUUGUCUCUUGUAUUAAAACAAUUAUCCAUAAAUUAUAUAUUUUAAUAAAUAAUAAAAAUUUUAUUCACUUCAAAAUAUUACAGUAUUUAACAAUUAUACCCCCAAAAUGUGUUUUCCUGAAGAGUUCUACUCACACAAUAAAAAUAUUUUUUAAAUUGUGAACAGAAUUCUUCAAGAGAUCCUUAAAAUAGAUAGCGGGCUAUGUGUACUGCUAGUACUUACCCUACCAGGCUCAGGCUGUCAGCUGUAGUGGGAUGAAAGACUGAAGUGCUGGAGGGGGCCCGAAAUACCUGAAAGUCUAGGGGUCCAGCCAUGGAUUAAUAUGUCCCUGAUUACCAUGCUGGAGUCUUUGGCUCCAGCAUGUGAAUGUGCCAUUGUUCUGCCUGAUUGCCUAGUGGAUUGUGUCCCCACUACCACCACCAUCUUUCUAGACAGCAUUUCUUUCAGACAGGUAGUUUUUCCUUCUUUCCUACGUGGUAGGAAAGAUUACACUGGAGUUUCUGAAAUAUGUUUCAUUGAAAUAUUACACUUUCAGCAAGAUGUUGUUCUAGGCGACUGUAACUCAUUUAUGUUCAGUUACUUAACAUAUUGUGAGAGGCUUACAGAUCUGUGCAUAAACGUUAGGCAGACAAAAUCUGUAGGGUGUUACUUACUAGACCUACAUAGGCUGAACCACACUUACUGGCAUAGCGCUAAACAAUCGGAAUGAUAGCACCUUCCUGGCGCUUUUUCUGACGUCAUCGCACCAUGAGAGCGGCAUCGUGGCGUGAUGACGUCAUAAACACGCGAGGAAGAUGCUAUUAUUCUGAUUGUUUAGCACUAUGCCGGUAAGUAUGGAUUCAGUCCUAGAAGUAUCAUUUAGAAUGUUUUCUGUCAGCAAGGCAUAAAACUUUGAACUGUAAUUCAGUGUUAUUCUGCUACAAAAUUCAAGAUGAGGACAGUCUAAAUGGAAAGGCUUCAAAGGUAAAACAAUAUUUGCUUGAGGUUGUGCAGCUACAUUCUGUUGUGUGAAAAAAUCUGCAACAAUAGCCUUUAUAUGAUAUCCAGGUACCUUUCUCUUUCUCUCCCCUCCAAUAAAUGGAAUUUAUCUGCACAGAUGUUGAAAGUCCUCCUCAAGCCUCAUCUCAUCCUUGCUUUGUAUGGAUUUGAUGUGAAAUUUAUGUUAAGAGAAGAUAAAUAAAUGAAGUCCUCAUGUUUUGUUAUUGAUACCUUUCUGUAAAUCCUAUGACAUAAUAGGUUGCAAGGCUAUGUCAGCAUCAGAAGUUUUGAUUGAUCUUCAUAUGUUCUUAGAUCUAAGUAAUCACAUUAAAAAUAGCACAAAGCAAGUUACAAAUACAUAUUGUUGUUGAACUACACUA